CCCGCUGCCCGGCGCAGCCCGCCGCGGCUGUCCGGUGAGGAUGAAGCCCGUCGGGGGUCCCCGCCCACCCCGGGGCCGGCACAGCUCGCUGCCGCUCGCUUCCAUUUCCUGUGCCGCUUUUCCUCCUCUUCCCGCAGCUGGUGCCCAUGGCCGGCCCCGCCGCCGCCGCCGCUCCGCUCCCUCCCGGGCAGCGCGGCCUCUCCCUGCAGGAGCCUUCGGGUGCGGGUGCCCAGAAGGGUCAGAGCUUUCAGAUGCAUCAGCCCCAGGUGAAGCUGUGGGUGACAGCGGGGGAGACGCUCACCCUGACCUGCACCACAUCUGGAGAUGGUCCCAUUGGUCCUGUGAAGUGGCUGAAGGGCUGGGGCAGUGAGAAUGAGACCAUUUACGACCAGACGGCCACGUUCCCCCGUGUGACGAGGGCAGCGGCUGGGUCCAACACAGACUUCACCAUCCACAUCAAGGACGUUCGCCUCGAGGAUGCCGGCACCUAUUACUGCGUGAAGUACCAGAAGUCUGUGCAUGGUGUUUCGGUGUUUCAGCAUGGAAAGGGCACCGAGGUGUCCCUGAAUGAGGCAGCCCUGGCUCCCAGCAUGGUGGCUGUAGCUGCAGUGCUGUGCUUCCUACUCCUCGGCUUCUUCAUCGCCCUUUGCAUGUACAGGAGGAAGUUCAGAAGCGAGGCAGAGAGCCAGGACCAGGCCAGGGCAGUGGCUGGAGGCAGCUUCUUGCCCAUCCCUCUGCGGUGCUGUGCAGGGACCCCCAGCUCCCCCAGCCAAGCCUUGGACCCAGAGACCUUCCAUCUGCCCAGCCAGCAAAGCAGCAAGGAGGACAAUGACAUCCACUACGCCGAUCUCCAGGCCCUGCCCGCAGCCCCACAGCACAGCAGGAGCCCCGGCACAGCCCGCUCCGAGUACGCCAGCAUCAGGGUGGCUGCCAAGUGUACCAGUGCCCAGGACUUCAAGCUAGAUCAGCCCCAGGGCAAUGUGUCAGUGACAGCGGGGGAGACGCUCACCCUGACCUGCACCACAUCUGGAGAUGGUCCCAUUGGUCCUGUGAAGUGGCUGAAGGGCUGGGGCAGUGAGAAUGAGACCAUUUACGACCAGACGGGCACGUUCCCCCGUGUGAUGAGGGCAGCGACUGGGUCCGGCACAGACUUCACCAUCCUCAUCAGGGACGUUCGCCUCGAGGAUGCCGGCACCUAUUACUGCGUGAAGUACCAGAAGUCUGUGCAUGGUGUUUCGGUGUUUAAGCGUGGAGAGGGCACUGAGGUGUCCGUGUACGCCAAACCCAGCAGGCCGGUCGUGUCCGGGCCAGAGAGCAGAGCAGGGCCGGGGCAAUCGGUGCCUUUCACCUGCACGGCCGGAGGGUUCUUCCCCAGAGAAAUCGCUGUGAAGUGGCUGAAGGACGGGGCCCAGAUCUCGGCUCAGCAGCCCCAGGUCACCCCCGGGCAGACGAAAUCCUCCUACGACGCGUCCAGCACCGUGUCGGUGACGCUGCAGGAGGGCGACGUCCGCUCGCAGCUGCAGUGCGAGGUUCAUCACCGCACGCUGCCGGCCCCGCUGCGGAGCAGCUUCCAGCUCAGCCGAGCCCUGCGAGUGCCCCCCAGCGUGCAGGUGGUGGCUGAGCCGCCGAGCCCCGUGGAGCUGAACAAGACGGUGAACUUGACGUGCCUCGUGAAGGGGUUUUACCCGGGAGACGUGGCCGUCGCCUGGCUGGAGAACGGGACGGAGAUGAGCGCGGGGAGCGCCCCCCCGCCGGCGGAGACCCCGCGGGGCUUGUUCGAGCUGCGCAGCCUGGUGGAGGUGCAAGCGACGGAGGAGAAGAACGGGUCCGUGUUCACCUGCCGCGUGGUGCACGACGCCCAGGGCCCCAUCAGCGGGACGAGCACCCUGCGGAUCGCUGCCCCGGCCAAGGGCGGGCUGAGCGACCGGUCCCAGACUGAUAACGACAAUUUGGUCCUCAUUUACAUCGUGGUGGGGGUGGUCUGCACCAUGCUGGCACUGCUGGUGGCUGCAAUUCUUUACCUCAUCCGGGCAAAGCAGAGCAAAGGUAAAAGCUCACCAUCAGCUAGGUUACAUGAGCCGGAAAAGAGCAGCGAGGCCAAUACCCAGGAAUCCGACCCCAACAACCUGACCUACGCGGACCUGAACUUCGACAAAGAGAGGAAAACCAUCCGCCGCAUGGUGGAGAUGAGCCAGCAGUCGGAGUACGCCUGCAUCCAGAGCAGCCGGGCGCCCAACGGCGAUGACAACCUCACCUAUGCCGACCUGGACAUGGUGCACCUCAGCAAGGCACCCCCGCGGCCGGCCCCGCGCCCCGAAGAGGCCGGCUCUGAGUACGCCAGCGUCCAGAUCCCGAGGAAGUGAGCAGGGCUGCAGCGGGACCCCCGCGUCACGGGGAGCCAGCCUGCCCCUGCCCGGGAGGAUGUUCUUGGGAGCACCGAGAGCGAUGUGAAGAUGCGCUGCGGUACCCGCGUUUUGGGAUGGAAAUGGAGCCCCCCGCACUGUGGGGGUUGGCUCCCAUCCGCAGAGACCUGAUUUUGGGGGGGGGGGCAGCUUUGUCCCGGGGCUGCCGGCUCCAUCCCUUGGGGAUCCCCCCCGUAGCCAUGGGGACUGCUCAGCCUCGGAGUGCCGGGAUUGCCCGUGAGCGGGUUAAUCCAGCAGAGCAGCGACAGUGCCUCCACGCCGGCUCCCAUGGGAAUGCCACUGCCGCCCUGACCCCGCAGGGAUGGGCUGGAGCCCCUGCACUGCCUUCUGGGGCUCUGCUGCCUGGAAACCAAACUGGCUUUAAAGGAAGGACCGGAGCGUCCGCAUCUCUCUUCCCAAGUGUCCCUUCUGCGGGCCAAUGAUGCUGGGAAGGCCGGCGAGCCGAGCCCCCCCCGACCCCCCAAGGCUUCUGCCCAUCCUGCCGCCCAGGGAGGCUCCAGGUACGCCCCCCCCCCCCCGGCACAGAGCAUCCUUUUCAUCACCCUCUACACAGCCUUGCCCUGCCCCGGCACCCACCAGCGCUGCCCCAGGCUUGUACAACGCGUGCAGCUCGUCCCCGGCCGGUGCCCCCCCCCAGCCCGGCUCCCUCCCCGCAGGUACCGUGUAACAUGUUUUGACUGUUCGCCAUGUAACUGUUAAUUUCUCGAGCUAAACCCCAAUGUUCCGUGCUGUACGUGGGUGUUCUGCUGUGUACUUAACACUAGAAUUAAGAUGUGCAAAACGAAGACCGAGGCCCCAGCUACGACCCCUAAACCCCACAGAGCUCUAAAGGGACUUGCACAACCCCUCCCCAGCUCUAGAGCGGGGGCCAGGCAGGUUGCCCCCAGCCCUUCCUUGGGGAUCAGUGUCUUCCAAGUGCCCCCUCCCUGUGCCCCACUACACAGGGACACCACCCUGCGCUGGCUCCCAUAGCACCCGGGUGGCCUUGCGGCAUGGGGCUGGCCCCCCAUGGUUGCUGGGGGGGGGGGGGGGGAGGGCUGGAGGGACUGGGGAUGUUUUGGGAGUGGUGGGACUGCUUGUACAGAACUUUUUUGGUUUCUUCUUUUUGCUUGCGAGAUAUUUUUAUAAUAAAAGUGGAAAGUCCUGUGCUGCUCCCCCCCA
This is a messenger RNA of Pezoporus occidentalis (night parrot), 3584 nucleotides long. Its product is annotated as tyrosine-protein phosphatase non-receptor type substrate 1-like. Bases 147 to 2363 code for a protein of 738 amino acids. NCBI's taxonomy places the organism in Eukaryota, Metazoa, Chordata, Aves, Psittaciformes, Psittacidae. The record is from RefSeq and is a predicted model, not a curated record. The transcript is spliced from 12 exons. Gene Ontology annotation, cellular component: plasma membrane.